CUUUGUACUGAUGUGGUGAAAGGACCUGUAUGGAUGGCAGACAAGACAAUGUUUCUACAUUGCACUUCGGUACAUGUGACUGUAAUAAACCAGUUAUCAGAGCACAGUAGUGUAGUGUUUAGCUCAACAGUACCAGCCACCCCGGUUCAAUUCUCGCUGCUGUCAACAAGGAAUUUGUGCAUUCGCCCCGUGACUGCAAGGGUUUCUUCGGGUGUUCCAGUUGCCUCCCAAAGACAGCCGAGGAUUGAAUUGGUGAUUGUAAAUCAUCCUGUGAUUAGGCUAAGAUUAAAUCGGGGUAUUACUGGGUGUCCAAUCACAAAUACAAGAAAAUCCGCAGGUGCUGGAAAACCAAGCAAGGCACACAAAAUGCUGGAGGAACUCAGCAGGUCUGGCAGAAAAAGAGUACAGUAAGCGUUUAGUGCAGAGACCCAAACAUCAUCUGUACUCUUUUCCAUAAAUCAUUGGCUGGCGUGGCUGGAAGGGCCAGGGAGGCCUGUUCCGCGCUGCAUCUCAAUCAACCAAUCAUUUCCCCAGACUCCUCGACAUCGAUGAUCAAAAGUCUGGACAAGUAAUCUGUUUUAUGGAAAACUGAGGCUCCGAGAGUCAUAACCACGGUGAACGGAGUAUGUUACUGAUCAUGAGGAAUUUAAUGUCUGGGUCUAUCUGCAUGGGUUCACCCCGCAAGACUUAGGCACAUCUCGAUUCAUUCAGCAUCUCCCUCAACAUCAUGCUUAGCACCUCUGCUUCUCUUCAGAACGCAGACCACCUUACGAGUUUGGAAUCCCAUUCAUUGUCCUAAGGGUAAUCGAUCCACAGCUGCGGGCACUGAAAUCCAGGACGGAGGCGGAGGAGUACUUCUCUUCGAGAGAUUCCGCGGCUGCUGGAAGCUGAGCCCUGUAUUCGGCAGCAGCGCGUCGGAACAGGCAGACUCUUUUAACUUGAGAGGUAGAGCAGGCUGUAUGAAGUUCAUAAAUUCGAGUUCAUUUCUUGAGGCCGACACUCGUAUCUCUCCCCAAUUUAGUCCAAAAUCCUCAGGCUGUCAAUAUUGGUGGCAGAUCAACACCUCCAGACUUUAUCACCUCCUGUCAGAGUCACCUUAUGUACAGGCACUCCAGUACCCAACGUCACUUUUGGACAUACAAUCAAUCUAUGUAUAUAAGGUAUCUUAGGGACAUAGAAACAUAGAAAAGUGCAGCACAGAAACAGGACCUUCGGCCCAUCUAGUACCUGCCGAACAUUUUAUGUAUUUAUAUUUAUUAUGUUUUUUUUAAAUUAUUGUGUUCUUAUCGUAUUGUUUUUUUGUGCUCCUCAGAUCCAGUGACAGUUAUUUCAUACUUCUAUUCUGGGAAUGACAUUAAACGAUCUGGAAUCUUGAAUGCACAAUUUAAGUGCAAUGGCAUGUCUCCUUUGUUAAGGACACCCCUUUCUUUAAACAUUCCACAGGCAAAUCAGCACUGACCGGACCAGGAAAUAGAGUUUUUUCACAGUGUGCGGGGACGUUACCUAGCUGAGCCUGUUCGGUACGGGUAAGGUGUGUUUACUCGAUGUCAAAGUUUCAGUGCAGAUUCCUACCACCUUUUUUCCCUGGCGAAAACACUUCCUGGUUCGAGAUCCAAGUGCAGGGAGCGUUCUCAGUAGAAGGCCAAUGGAACGCGCACAAGGAGUCCGCUUUCUUUUAUACUGUAAAAGCUUUUACUUUACAUGUAUAUAUAUCUUUUAAAAACGACGAUUUGUUGCAAGUUGGCUGUUCUCCGAUGUGAUUUUGGCGCGCAGAUUAAAUAAACAGCAACACCAUGGGGAAUUUCAUUCGGACUCGCUGUGUCUGGCUGAAGUGCAUCUGCCCGUGUGUUUUCAAGAAGCCCAAGACCACCGAGCCGGAGUUGCCGGUGACGGCGGUCAGAAGCACUGUCACAUUCCCCCGUCCGCUGCCCGCCGAACCGGCUCAGGCGUUGUCGGUCCCCGACAGGCGCAAGAUCUACGUGGCUCUGUACGACUACUCGGCUCGCACGCCCGAGGACUUGAGCUUCGAGAUGGGCGAAAGGCUGGAGGUGAUCGAUCAGUCGCUGCACAACUGGUGGCUGGCGCGCUCGCUGAAGCGGGGGGACGACAGGCAGGGGUACAUCCCCAGCAACUACGUGGCGCUCGACCGCAGCAUAGAGGCAGAGCCAUGGUUCUUCGGAGGGAUAAAGCGUGCUGAUGCAGAGAAACUGCUGAUGAUGACGGGAAACGGACACGGUUCCUUCCUUGUCCGAGAGAGUGAAAGCAAAGUUGGUGACUUCUCACUCUCAGUUCGUGAUGGGGACGCGGUGAAACAUUAUAAAAUCAGGCAGUUGGAUGAAGGAGGCUUUUUCAUUGCACGAAGAUCAACAUUUCAAACGCUGGCCGAGCUGGUCAACAACUACAUGAUGAACCAAGAUGGCUUGUGUACCAGACUUCAGGUUCCAUGCAGGAAGGUGGACACACCGGUUACAGUUGGAUUGUCUUACAAUACUGAGGACCAUUGGGAAAUCCCUCGUAGCUCUCUGAAGCUGGUAAAGAAAUUGGGUGCAGGAACAUUUGGAGAAGUAUGGCAAGGAGUUUGGAAUGACAGAACCCCAGUUGCCGUAAAAACACUAAAGACCGGAACGAUGGCCAAAGAGGACUUCCUAAGGGAGGCGCAAUUAAUGAAAAAACUGAGACAUCCCAAGCUAAUUCAGCUGUAUGCUGUAUGCACCAUCCAAGAGCCAAUUUACAUUAUCACUGAAUUAAUGAAAAAUGGGAGCUUGCUUGACUAUUUACACAAGAACCAGGGGUUGAGCUUGACCCUAAGUGACCUACUGGAAAUGUCUGCACAGGUAGCUGCAGGAAUGGCAUUUCUGGAAGCUCAAAAUUAUAUCCAUCGAGACUUAGCUGCCAGGAAUGUUCUGGUUGGGGAGAACAACAUCUGCAAGGUAGCCGAUUUUGGACUUGCCCGAGUUUUUAUGGGAGAUGAUGAUAAUGUUUAUGAAGCAAGAGAAGGAGCAAAAUUUCCUGUAAAGUGGACUGCACCAGAAGCCAUCCAUUCAAAUAAAUUCAGCAUCAAAUCGGAUGUUUGGUCCUUUGGAAUACUGCUGUAUGAGAUUAUCACUUAUGGAAAGACGCCUUAUCCAGGAAUGACAAAUUAUCAAGUUAUCCAGGAGUUGGGGAGAGGAUACAGAAUGCCAUGCCCUGUGGAAUGCCCUUUACCACUAUAUGACAUCAUGCUGGAAUGCUGGAAACAGAAUGAUUAUGAACGACCAACAUUUGAGACCCUCCAGUGGAAGCUGGAGGACUUCUUUGACACUGAUCUUUCAGCGUACACAGACGCAAAUGUUUUUAUUAGUUAGUGUUGGCAAUUUUUCUGGUCAUUUUUCUUGUGAUAAAUUGAACUGUUUUUUAACAUUCACAUCUUGACAUCUGUAAUAUAGUUUAUUGGCUUAGAUUUAGGCUGGUAUGUGUGUAUGUCAUGCCACAGUGAGUACAUGCACUAGCCUACAGGCUAUAAUGAAUUCUAUCUCAUUGAACUUAACUUGCACAUCGUUUUAUACAGAGAGGGAGAGAUACAGCACAUUAGCAGGCCCUUCUGGCCCAAAAAGCCCGCAUCGUCCAAUUACACUCAAAAGACCAAUUAAGCUACUAGCCUGUACAUCCUUUGGAAUGUGGGAGGAAACCAGACCACCCGGAGGAAACACAUACGGUCAUGGGGAGAACGUACAAACUCCUUACAGACAGUGGUAGGAAUUGAACCCUAGCCUUACGGUUGACAGUGUAAAGUGAUUGUGCUGACCGCUACGCUACCAUGUCACGUUUUUUGAAGGAAGCAUAUCAAACCUUGUUGCUUUCAUAAGUAGCUGGACUGAUGUCACUGAAGUGGACUGUAUGAAAUGAAGAGGCCCAUCAGUACUUCAUGGACUGGGAAGGAAAGGAUCUCAGUCUGAAAUAUGCUGAGAUAAAGCAUAUUCUCAGAUGUCUGGUGAGAACCAGCUGCAGUGUUCUCUCCAACAGCCCAUCUAUUCUUCAACAUGACAAUGCUCUUGUGGGCCACUUUUCACCCCUAGCCACGAGAGUGGGGUGAGAGGCAGUGUUUCAGAAUGAUAUGGCAGGAAUAAUAGACAAAUUGUUUAUGAGCUAUGUUAUUUCUGGAGAUAUUCUUAAAAAGUCCUGUUUUGACACCAACAUCUGAACUGGACGAAUAUAGAUUUUCUUCAUACCAGUCCUAGAAUGCAAAGUCAGCUCCAGUGGGCUGGGCAGAUGAGACCUACAGUGAGAUGCAAUGGCCAGAAAGGAAGUUCUGCAAUGCUACAUGGAGAGCGAAGGGCACGACAAGGCACAGAAGAUUUCAUGGUCACCCACUGCAUCAAAGGAAGCCCCCAGUUCGUGAUUCUUGCUUGUGCCAUUGGUCCCGGACCUCUGAAGUUGUGAGAAUGGAAAUGCCCUGUGCAAUGGCUUUUCCACUUUAAAAACUCUCCCACAGUGGUGUCCUGCCAUCGUUGGACACGAUGGACAGCCACCAUUGACUGCACUGGAAAAGAAAAUCAAGUCGGGCAGAUAAAGGAUACCCAAAUGCUCUUUUUUUGCUGCCCCACCAAAUAUUUACGAAAAAGAAAACAAUUUGCAUUUACUACGAUAUAGUGCAUAUUUAAGGCACAAUUAUUCAAUCCCGCUCAAUUUCAUUCUUAUGGUUUUAGCCAAAUUUUAUUAGGCUCUCUCUGAAUCAUCUCAAGUUUUACCAUCUGCGGGGAAAACAAGACUCAUACAUAAUUUUAGUGAGUGUCAUAACUAGGUAUAUAGUUAUCAGAAGAGAAAAUACUGACUGACAUUUGUCCUUCAUUGUUUAUCUGUCAACAGAUUUUGAUUCAUAUCUCCUUCAAUGAUUAGUGCUCUUUUUUGCUGUGUAAAUACAGAAACAUUUGGUAAUAAUGGUCAUUUAACUAAAACAUCAACAUCAGGUAAUUACAGAAUCCAAUUCUAUUACAAUUGGUGUAGUAUUGAAAGUGCCUCCAAAGAAUGUAUAUAAUUUUACAUGAUAGAAUUAUUUGCAGAUAAGUGUAUUUUUUAUUGUGUGAUUUGCAAUGUAUAUAUAGGUAAACAUAUAUGAUGAAAAUUAAGAUGUUAGCAAUCAUAUCCCUUAUAAGUUUUAAAGAGAAAAUUAUUUAAACUUCCUCUCUUUUUCAGGUUGCAUUUUAAAAUCUCUGGGUUAGUACCAAAAUCUACUCCAACCCCCGAUUCAAAAUUUCUGGUUUAUUGCUUGAUGAAGAAAAUGGUUCAAUUGUUCAAUAGUUCCAUUUAAUAUCAGAGAAUGUAUUCAGUCUAAAUAUACACAUUGAUCUGGCCUCCACACCAUUUGUGGCAAUGAAUUAGACAGAUUAACCCACCCACUGGCUAAAGAAGUUCCUCUUCAUGGAUGUCCUUGUACUCUGAGACUGUGUCCUAUGGUCUUAGAUUCUCCCACUAAUGGAAACAUCCUCUCUACUUCAACUCUAUCUGGGCCUUUUAAUAUUUGGUCAAUUUCAACUAGAUCUUUCUUCGUUCUUCCAAACUUCAGUGAGUACAGGCCCAGAUGAUCAAACACUUUCAUAUCUGAGAUCAUUCUUGUGAAUAUCCUCUGGACCUUGUCCAAUUCCAGCUCACUUUUUCCUAGAUAUGGGGACCCAAACCACUCAGAAUAUUUCAAAUGUGGUCUGAUGAACACCUUAUAAAACUUAUGGCUUUAAUAUUUCAGUUUUCUUUGACUCAUCAGUCCUAAUGAAGAGUCUUGGCCCAAAGAGUCAGCUCUCUAUUCCUCUCAUAGGUGCUGCCUGACCCGAUGAGUUCCUGCAGCAUUUUGUGCGUGUUAAUGCCAAUUUAAAUUUAGAUUUUUUUCUGAUAAAUAAAAGGUGUAACUGUCAUGAUUUUCUUUUUUAUCUUUUGAUUAAUUCGCAGCUUUAGCUGCUUUCUAGUGGUUACAGUGCCAAAUAAUAGACCAAACUAAACCAUGAUGAAAUGGUAGAGCAGACUCGAUGGGCCAAAUAGCCUAACUCUGGUCUUAUAUCCUAUGGUCUUAUGGUCAAACUCAGCUGCUGAAACAGGAGUCUUAGGCUCCAUGUUUCUGGCAACUGAACUUCAAAUUUGAUUGAGUGCAGUUCCAAAUUAUCGUCCCAGGACAAGUAGGGCGGAUUGGACAAUGUAAUGUGCUGCGCUGGGGGUUCAUACAUACACAUUACAGAAUCGGGUGAAAAUUUAUUUGAUUACUUUUGGCAAUAUGAACUGAAAAAUAAUCUUCCUUAAGGCAUGGUAGCGGUAAUGAACUCUACAUGUAUACACUUGCCAACAUGAAGAUCUGACGGAUGAUUGAUAGCCGUGACUUUCAGACUUAUCCUUCAGAUAUCCCACUUCUAAUUAGUUUAGCAAGACUGUACUCUCAUGUGUCCAAUAUUACUUGAAUAAUACAUUAGUCUCUUUUUCAUAUACUGUCAGAGUUUUGGUAAAAGGAAAAUUGCUAAAUUAGCUAUUUGAUUCAUUGAACAGUAAAUUAUAUUUCUUUGCAGGUAAGAUUGAAUAUUCAAAUAGUAAUAUUGUACACUGAUUGUACUACAGAAUGCUUAUGGCAAAAUUUAAUCAUGUCAAAUUAUAAGUAAGGAACUGCUCCAUAAAUUUAUCAGGCCCCAAGAUUACCCUAUAGGAUUGAAGUGUAUGAAAACUUAAUAUGUUCAUCCAUUUUAAAUUCCUUUAUCAGCUAUUUCAGAAGAGUUGUGUAAUUUAAAUGGGUUAAUGUGGUCCAAUAAAUAGCAGAGAUAACUUGAAAAAGCAUAUGCCACAUUUUAACAACAGAGUCAAGAUUAAUGGAAAGAUCUUUUAACACAUUGAGAAUAUUAAUGUUGAUCAGCAGCUCAUAAUACAGUUAUUUAAUGAUUUUACUGUUUCUUUCACCUUAACCAAUUAGCUGACACGUUAUUUAGCAUUCAUUGGCUGUGUGGAUCAAUUAUGUUAAUACAAUUUAAUCAUGCUUCACAAUUUGUUAAAAAAACUCUUUGGCAAUGAUAGAUUCAUUUUUUUUGUUUAGAAUUGAAGUCCCAGUGAAUUUUGUACUCUGGCAUGUGUUCCUGGAGAUUUGUUUAUUUUUUAAUAAUAUAUUUUUAAAAAUCUGACAAUAACAUAUGCUAAUGAUGAACAUAUACUUCAAAUGAAAAUCUUGUAAUAUUUCUAUUUUCUGUCAAUAAUAAAAAUGUGUUUUUUUUG
Messenger RNA from Hypanus sabinus (Atlantic stingray), 7215 nucleotides. It is a transcript of the gene frk, whose product is annotated as fyn-related Src family tyrosine kinase. The transcript is spliced from 8 exons. Gene Ontology annotation, cellular component: extrinsic component of cytoplasmic side of plasma membrane. Lineage: Eukaryota; Metazoa; Chordata; Chondrichthyes; Myliobatiformes; Dasyatidae. Bases 1794 to 3344 code for a protein of 516 amino acids. Gene Ontology annotation, biological process: cell surface receptor protein tyrosine kinase signaling pathway; protein phosphorylation; innate immune response. The record is from RefSeq and is a predicted model, not a curated record. Gene Ontology annotation, molecular function: ATP binding; signaling receptor binding; non-membrane spanning protein tyrosine kinase activity.